AUGGAGUGUAUGCCGACACCCGACGAUCAUUUUAAAGUAGUUAUUCUUGUACGACAGAUUGGUUGUAAAAAUGCUGUUGUGUUUAAUAGGGUAUUCGAAAGGUUAACCAGACAAAAGACUAUUCAAGUCUCUGAGACUCCACGACGCUUUUUCCAUGCCAAUUUCGUAACUACUGUGAAUAAUGAUUUGUCAAAAUUUGCUGAACUACAUUGUCAUCACAGAAUCUUGGGCGUUGUUGGUGUUGGAUCGGCUAUCAGUUCUACAGCGGAAACUGAUCAAGUAAAGCUUGAUGAGCCUAGUGCUGGAAGUAGUACCAGAAAACAUUCUUUGGUUGGGCCUUUAUCAUUGGAUGAAGUGAAGAACAAUUAUGAGAAGCUAAAAUCAGAAUUUGCUUCUCAUCUUGUUGACAGCAGGUGUAUCCUUCUGGGAUACAAUAUGGAUGAAGUUCACACUUGCUUUUCUAAUCGUGAUGUUUUCUCUUAUCCAUCACUCGAAUGCUCAGACGACUUGGAAUUGGGAGUGCGAGAGUAUUUGAGGACCAUCUAUUUUGUUUUGGAGAGUAAAAGAAUGGAUCUGUCUUUCGAGAAGAUGGAUCCUCCUCCCUGCAUUCUUCUGCCAGAAGAGGAAAAAUUCCGAAUAGGGCUAGAAAACAAAGCUUCAAAAACAUAUAGAAAAAAAUGUUUGGGGAGGUGCCGUAAGCAUCAUGCAGAUUUCACCAUGAUGGCUGGUUGUCCUCAGACCGCUCUGGAGUCCUAUCAAACUUCUAUUGAACUGUUAAAAUCCUCGAAUGAUUUACUUUGGUUAGCUGGGGCGUAUGAGGGUUGGGCUUGUGCAGCAAUGGCUAUCCGUUUCGAGAACUAUUCAGAUUUAUCCUCAACUACGAUGUCUAGAACAACUAGUAUGACACCUCAGCAGAUGCGAGAUGCUCAAGAAGGUCGUGCUAUAAACUCUAGAACACACGGAUCCAAGGAACGAAUAGAGUUUUCUCAAAUAUUGGAACGAUUUGAAAAUGCCUUGGAAAACUACAGCAAAUUCUCUUUUGCCGCUUUAAUAGAAUAUAACUGUAUGAUGAAAGCGGUCUCACUCUUCCAGAGACAACGAGAAUAUGUUCAGAUGGAGACUUUUCAUCGCGAUCAUGUUGGAAAAUAUCUUGAUGAUAGUUUUACUCGUCUGGAUCACUUAGCAAAAUCUGCAAUCUGCAAUAACUCUGCAGCGCUUUAUAAAAGUACCGGCUUUCAUAGGAAAAGUUCGUUUUUUGCUCGACUUGGUGUAUUGUUUCGACUUCAUGUUGCGGACGGCGAACUACGUACAGUCCAAGAUUAUAAAGUAGUAUACCCCAUUUUAUAUAAAACUCUGGCAGGAUACGGCAUACCGGAUGAUGUGCGAGAAAAUAAAAGCUCCUGUAAUACGAAAGGACCUGUACAAAUGCAAAUUAAGGCUCUUCACGAGGUUUACACUGCAGCUAUCAGAGCAGAGCUCACACAAGCUGCUAUUAGACACUUGUGCUAUUUGAUUCAGGUUUAUUAUGAGGAAAUGGAGCCAUCUAUGCUUACUCGAUUGUUCGACGAUUUGAACUCUCUGGUAAAAAGUGAAAGUGCAUAUGUGUUAGGGCAACGAAUCUCUCUGCAAUUAGGGAACAUAAUUCUUCCCCCGAUGCAGCUCACUCGAUUUCCUUCAAUUUCUCAGCCAGAGCUAUGCUCUUUACCUCCUCAUUUAGCUCCCACCGUAAUUAAAAAAGACAAUUUUCAACCAGCCAUUUUUAUUUAUUCCCCUUUCCAAGCUAAAAAAAACAACAAUGAGAUUACUUGGGUUGUGAACAGUCCGUGCGCCGUAUCUGUUCUCGUUUAUAAUUGUCGAAGUGUUGAAUUAACUGUUAGAGAGCUAUGUCUUGUUUCCGAAGGUUGCUCAUUUGAACCCGUCCCCGUGAGAUUAAUUUUACCAGCUGCUGGGCCAGGAGUAUCGCCAGCACGAAUUAAAUUAAUAGGUGUUCCCCGAUCGGCAGGGAAGUUGACUAUAACUGGAUACACGUGUGAAGUUUUCGGUUUACGAAAUGUAUGCAAGCUGGAACCAACUUCUGGCAGUUUGACAGUUGAUGUUUUACCACAGUUAGCAACUAUAAAAAUAAGUAGUUCAAUGACUCGUGCUCCUAUUCAAGAGGAAGAAGAAGAACCUAGUUGCGAAUCAACUGUGUAUUCCGGCCAAACUUUCGAGCAUUCCUUAACCGUUCAAAACACGAGUAGUAUAGGUAUGCGCAGAGCUCGUUUGCAAAUAUGGCAACCUAAGGUUUCUGGAGGUCCAGCGUUGAUAGAAUUACUUGCGGAUGAUGAGAGUGUUGUAGAGGACGAAGUUGCUUUUGAUCUUGGCCCUCAUGAAAAAAGAGAAAUCAAGUUCCGGAUAUUCGGAAUAGACCCCACAGCAACGGCAGAUGAUGACAACGGUGAAGAAAAGAUUGUUGAAACUGUAUUACCCCUGGCAUCAACAGCGGCAGAAGAAGUUUUACCAGACGGAGGCCAGCAUGAUUUGAUUCCGUACAUAGGGCGUUUACUCACCUGCCAGUUUGUUAUACGUUACGAAUCAGAUGUGGAUGGGCAAGAUGGAGAGAUAUAUGAACGUUCGUCGCGUUUGUCUCUAGCUGUUUGUAUCGUUCCAGCCUUGACUGUCUCUGCAUGGCAUGUUUUACCAGGAGAUGGCCCAUUUUCACGCUACAUCGUAGUUGAUGUGACCAAUAGUACUGAACAUGACGCUGAGCUUGUCUACAGUUUGACUAGAAGAAUGAAUGUUUUGCCAAAGGAAACAUGCCGAGUUCCGCUGCUAUCUCCAUGCUGUGCGGAUGUAGCAGGACGUGCUUUCUAUGUUGCCACUCAAAAAGACAGCCAUAUGAUGCAAAGGAUGGAAGUUGAACGAUUACGUAGAACGUUAGAACGACAUGUUGCUAGGCAUUUGGAUAUCAGAUGGACAAUACCUGCCAUGAACUUAAAUGGUUUAGUUCCUGUUGGGGCUCUUCUUUCUUCUGUUUCUCUCUUAAAGCAACUUGUUCUGCCUGCCAUUUCCCUUGACAUUGCUGUUAAUGGGGUACCUUACCUCAGCGAAGACGAUAUAAAUGUUGGGAUCGGGGAAGUCAUAACUUUGAAAGUAGCCAUAAUAUCUUCUUUAGAUUACAACUUUGAUGGAACCAUGUUUUUGGACUGUUACCAAGAAAUUUCGAACCAGUUUGGCACUAUUGACCGAUUAGAAAAUGUACUGCUUCUUGGAGGAAAAAAACUACCUUUCACUGUUCCCAGCUGCACCAGUAAAUCGGCUCUGCCUGCACCUCGUUGUGUUUUGGUAUUUCAAUUUUUGUUCAAGGUGGAAGGCAACCAUAAGUUGCGACCGGUAAUUGUUAGCAGGAACUCAUCAGAAUCUCUUUUUUCGGAUGAUGUUUUCGUUACACCGAUCGGUUUCAGCGUUUGUACUAAAAAUCACUGA
Messenger RNA from Auanema sp. JU1783, 3465 nucleotides. The record is from the annotation of a GenBank genome assembly. Lineage: Eukaryota; Metazoa; Nematoda; Chromadorea; Rhabditida; Rhabditidae.